CAGUAUAAAUAGUCGCAACUCCUCUCUUCAUUUCUUCAUUCAGUAAGUAUUUUCUCAGUGAUCACCUUCUUCGAUCUCGAUCUCAGUCAUCAUAUUCUAAGAUCUUCUUCUUCAGUUAAUUCAUCUUCUUCCAUCCAUGGCUUCCGUCCAGGUUGAAACAGCUCCAAUAGAGGUGGUGAACACCCAUGUAACUGAAGCACCAGUAGUGGUUGAAGAACCUUCAGUUGCAGUUACUCAUGAAGAAGUUAUUUCAAAACCAUCAGAAGAAGAAACAACUUUACUAACUGAAGCUUCUCCAGUCGAGGUUGAAAAGGUGCCAGAGGAAGUUGAAGCUGUUCCUUCCCAUGUUGAAUCAACAGAAACAAAUGAUGAACCAAUCAUCACUACUACUACUGAGCGCGAAAUUGAAGUAGAAGAACCAAAAUCAGCAGCACCGCAAGAACAAGUAGAGAAGGAAAACAUUGAACCUUCUGCAACUGAAGAAGUUACAAUUGUAGAAAAACUAGAAGCAGAAUCAGUCGCUGCUGACACCGAAGUCCUAAAAGAAAGACAACUAGAUACCGCGGAGGAAGUAGUAGAAGAGCAAGUGAUCCCAGCUGCUGAAGAAGUUGUAGCUGCUACAACCACUGACGCUGUUUCAAUAGAAAAUCCCGUUGUUGAAGCAGAAGCCACCGUAACUUCAGACGUCGAUGAUGCUGCAAUAGCAGAAGAGCCAAUUGUUGCUGCUUCCACUCCGGAAGCUAUUGAAGAUGAAGUUGUAGUAGAAGAGCCGGUUGCCACUCCCACUCCUGCAGUUGUUGAAGAAGAAAUCGUCGCUUCUGACACAACUGAUGCAGUUGUAGUAGAAGAGCCACCAGUUAUCGUAGCAGCCACCACUCGAGAUGUUGAUCAAGAAGAAAUCACAACUCAUGCCACCAGCAUUGAUGCAGCAGUAGUAGAAGAAACUGUUGAUGUUGCAGCUUCCACUCCAGAAGUUGUCGAAGAAGAGACUGUAAAAUCAGUUACCGAUGAUGCAGUAGUAGUAGAAGAGCCAAUUGUUGUAGCUGCAACUACCCGAGAUGUUGAGCAAGAGGACGUCGCAGUUGUUGCUGCGACUACUGAUGCAGUAGUAGUAGAAGAGCCAGUUAUUGCCGUAACUCCAGGUCCGGAGGCUGUUGAAGAGGAGAUUGUACCUUCUCCCGUCGUUGACGAAGUAGUAGGAGAAGAGCCAACUGUAGUUGUUGCAACUUCUCGAGAAGUUGAUCAAGAAGAAUCUGUAGUUUCUUUCGAUGAUGCAGUAGUAGUAGACGAGCCAGUUGCUGUUGUUUCUGCUCCCGCACAUAUUGAAGAAGAAACCAUAACUUCUGCUGCCGUUGAAGAACCUAAAGUAACCCAAGAAGAAGAGAAUGUUGAGGAGAAGAAGGUCGAAGAAGAGCCAGCUGUAGUUGCUGCCGCUUCUACAGAUGCAGUUGUAGAAGACGAGCCCGUUGUUGUUGUUUCUGCACCCGCACACAUUGAGGAAGAUAUCAAAACUUCAGUUGCCGUUGAAGAACCAAAAGUAGCCUAAGAAGAAGAGAAAGUUGAGGAGAAGAAGGUUGAAGAAGAGAAAGCCAUUGCUAUUUGAUCAACAUGUUUUCUGCGAAGUAUGAGGAUGGUGUUUGAUUCAGAGAUUUGGUCAUUACUAUUGGGGUUAUUAAUUUUAGUAUUAAGAAUGAUCCGUUAAGGGUUUGAGGCAGUUUAUCUAUUUUUCUUUCUUUUGAAUUUAAUUCAUAAUCGGCGUUAUUGUUAUCUCUAGUAUUUGAUUAAUUAUUUGGUAUUGAAAUAUGUGGUGUCAUUUGAUGAUAUAAAUUAAUGUUCUCUAGUGAUGAAAGAGUCCCUAGAA
Molecule: messenger RNA, 1861 nt
Organism: Papaver somniferum (opium poppy)
Lineage: Eukaryota; Viridiplantae; Streptophyta; Magnoliopsida; Ranunculales; Papaveraceae
Product: probable serine/threonine-protein kinase kinX
Exons: 2
Coding region: 137-1546 (469 amino acids)
Source: RefSeq, a predicted model, not a curated record